This is a messenger RNA of Echinococcus granulosus, 6270 nucleotides long. RefSeq lists its product as hypothetical. Bases 1 to 6270 code for a protein of 2089 amino acids. Lineage: Eukaryota; Metazoa; Platyhelminthes; Cestoda; Cyclophyllidea; Taeniidae. Gene Ontology annotation, molecular function: mechanosensitive monoatomic ion channel activity; monoatomic cation channel activity. The record is from RefSeq and is a predicted model, not a curated record. The transcript is spliced from 26 exons. Gene Ontology annotation, biological process: cellular response to mechanical stimulus; detection of mechanical stimulus; regulation of membrane potential. Gene Ontology annotation, cellular component: plasma membrane.
AUGCACCUGCCCACAAUACUCAGUAUAUUGAAGAAGGCUGUUCAUUCAGCUCAAUCUCCGAGUCGCAACUCCGAUUUAUCUUCAGAGGCAGCUGGUUCUUUGGACAUCAUCGCCGCCUGCAUUCGUGUGGAUGCUCUGAGUGUACUCUACCUCCUCCUCAUGCUUCUCUUCCUCUUCACUCACCGUCGAGACGUCUGCUCUCGCCUGUGGCCUGCCUACAUGACUUUCCUUGGUGUCCUUCUGGUCAUCCAGUACGCUGCCUGUUCGCAGAUCCCCUCUGUUCUUGUCGAAUCUCUUCCCUGGGACUCCAACGACAACGAGACAAUCCGUCUACAGCAGUGGCUCUUCCUUCCUUCCACUUCUCACCAACCUGACCCUCGCAAACUUAUCGUGGACUUCCUGCAAUUCAUGCUGGUGGCCGCACAGUGGCGUGUAUUCAAGUUAGAACAGAGACCAGAUUGGGAAAGCUACGGUGGGGGUAGCAACACUCCCGUCCUCACCGACACUCUGCCCGGCCCGGAUGAUCGUGAUUUUAUCAGUACGAAGGAAUCCUACCUGGAUUACAUGCGUCAUGCAGUUUUCUACUGGUCGUAUUGGCUCAGUCUGGCCAUUGUCUUCGCCACGGGGGUCAGUUGGAUCACACUCUUCUGUCUGGGUUACAUGAUCCUCAGUUUCAUUUACCUCUGGAUGGGCCAAAACGUCAUGAUGCGAAGGCGUUCCAAUCUUCUUGCCUCGUGGAAUGUGAUCGUGGGAUACAACUUCUGUGUGAUUCUGGCGAAGUGUACCCUUCAACUGAUGGGCUGUGUCUACUGGAAUCGUCUCGUAGGUCAUCGUAUCUGUUGGCUCAUCCAACUCUUCGGCGUCAGUUGUAUGAACCCCGUUGGUUGGAAUGACUACGCUGGCUACUCCACGGAUAUUGGCUGUGAGAUCGUCUCAAACGGACUUCACUGGGAUGUUGUGUGCUUUGCAGUGAUCAUUUUUCAACGCAAGAUCUUCACUACCUCCUCCUUCCGUCAUGUCGUGUUUGAUCUCAAUGUUCAGAGUUGUUUCGCUUCCAGAGGCGCUUUCCUCAUCAAUCGCAAGCUGAUGCAAGUAAUCAGCGAGCAGAAUACGCGUGAAAAGCGUGACUUGGAGCGAGUGCAACGCAAGCUGGAUAAAAUUGCGCAGCGCCAGAAGGAGGCUGGUAAAAAUACGGCCAAUAUUAAUGAACACUACAUCUUGAUACGCUCGGGCGACUAUUACCACUUUGAAGGAGAUCCCGAGGACGAGGAGGCAGAGGACGAGACUACAACUACCGCCACCACAACAACAACGACACUAACGACACCAUCAUCUAUCAGCGAAACCCCCUUGCCCCAAGUCCUGCCGCCCCCUCCAACGCAUCAAGGCGCUAGGACACAAGCGUAUCCACCGGAGAGCGUGCAGCGUCACCAUCUGCGCGCAGUGUGGCCUAGCAUCGAUAGCGCUCCGUUGGAUGCGCUCUCCAACUACACCUGUCCUUACAGUCCCACGCCAGCUCAACCACGUCGUCCCGCCUCUCGAAACCCGUUUCGCGUCUCCUCUAUGACAAGGCGUCGAGCUCCGCUGGAACAGACGGGUGGUGGGGUGCCACAUCGUCGAAUUACACGUGCUACUACUGCUGGUGGUUCAUAUAGCUCUUCUUCAUCCUCCGCUGCCGUCGCAACCCCCAGUCAACCUGCUUUUCGCACCCACCGCCGGCUGUCCUCCUACCCAGAGGCCUUUCGUACCGCAAAGCGGCGAGCGCGACGAGCAGAGCAAGCGGCUGGAAUAGAACUGCAAGCGCUAUCUCCUACUACCACUGCAAAAUCACCUUCGGUGGGGGCAGUGGCGAAGUCGGGCACGACACUUCUGCCCCGAUCAUUGGCAGCGUCACCGCCACCGAAGAGCCAUCGACGCAUCGCCUCAGUCGGUGCGAUCGAAAGACACGACACUGAUGCCACGUCGCCGUCGUUGACAACAGAGGUGGCAGAUUCGGAGAGGGCGGAUCGGGGACCUUCGAUCGAAAUCGAGAAUACUCCACCGGAGCACCUGUCGGUGAAGACUGAUCUAGUUUCACGUUCCUCAAUUCGGCCCUCGGUGACCUUUGCAGCCUCCCCCUCCCCGGAUCCCGGCACUGUUGCAGACAACGAUGGUGAAGAGGAAGACGACGAAGAAACGAGAAUGGAUAUGAAUGACGAUGAGGACGACGAUGACGACUAUGCCAUGCAGACGCACAUGAACCCUCUACAACUGCUCAACCAGGCUAUGGAACAUGGGAUGCGCUCCACCGCUCGCCAGUACCGUCGUCGAAACCUGGCCGCAUACCACCAGCGCAGCGCUGUGGUCGAUCCAAACGCAGUCGCAACGACUUCUGGUGCUGAGGUGGAAGGAGAAGGUGGCGCCGGCUUCGGUGCACAGUCGGGAAGAAUGAGUGCCGUGUCGGUGCGAAAAUCGGUGGGCCCUCUUCGACCACCGCUCUCCAAACAGAAUACUGUGGAGGGUGGUGGAGCAGCGCUUGAGGAGGAUCCGCUGGCGUUUGCGAAGAUCAUGUACCACUCCAUCCCCAUGGGAAUAGCCUUGCUUCGUUUUCAUGUGGUGGUUUGUGGACCCAAGUCUCCCUUUGCUAAAUGCCAAACCGCAUUCUCGGUCAAGAUCUAUCCACCCGACACGGCACAAUUCGAAGGUGUGCAUGAAGAGCCUCUCCUUGAGAAACAGCCAGGACCAAUGAAUCGAAUUUCGUCUUUUACUGACGAGGGUUAUGCCGAGAAUGAUAUCUUUAACCAAACAAACUUGACUCCUUUCACUCCACGAGAAGGCGUAUCCUCAGGGGUUCCCAUGGCAGAGGGUGGCAGAGUUCCCUCGGACGAUUCUAUUUCUCAGUUCAGCCGCAUAUCAGGAGACGAUGUGGAGAAUAAGUCGGAGAGCUGUUGGAGCCGCUUCAAGGCGGGCUGCCUGGUAAUGCACAUCUUCUUCCUCUCCACCAUCGAGACGACCACGCGAAUGCUCAACUCCAUUACUCGCGAGCAUCGACGCAUUCGCCGCACCAUUGAUGUGGAGAAACGCAAGGUCAAGCAAAAGGCUCUCUAUAUCUUCAACCGCAGCUCCAUUGAUGCAAGAGUGGCGCACCUAAUCGAAGUUACGGAGCGAACCAGGCGGCUGAGUCGCUGGCGCCGUCUCUUUGCUCGCAUCUCGCGUUCAAGAAUUCCGAAAGCAACAAUACCAUCUCCAUCGGUACCCCUGCACGUUGGCCACUUCGAGGAUAAUAACAGCUCCAUUCUGCCCCUUUCUCCUUCUCGUGGAAGCAUCAACUCGCUUACCGACCUCUUCUACGAUAGAACUCGAGUCACACUGGAAUCCGUCGUGUUGGACGUAAUCUCAGGUAGUACCAGCCCUUCGCGAACCUCCGUUUUGGAUCCAUCCUUCUACUCCGCCUCCUCGGGAUCCGCAGCACGUCGACAACGACCCGAUGCAGCUUCUGCAUCCACCACUAAAGGACCGCAAUCAAGCGUGCCUCGUCCAUCUUCCACGUGGGAUGCGGAGGAGUACGACGACGAGGCCAGAGCGCCGAUGGCUGUUGAUGGUAGCGUCGGUACUGAUGGUGGUGCAUUGUCGAACUGGGAGCAGCGUGAGCGCGAGUUCCGGCGUUCGCGGCCUAGUCUCUUCCUGCUACUCAUAGCAGUGGGGAAUCUAGUGGUAGUACACUCCGAGUUGGUCUGCUACACCAUUCUCAUCAUCAACCACAUGCGCUCCGCAAAUGUGCUCUCGUUGGUCUACCCCUUGAUGGUCUUCCUCUGGGGCAUGCUCUCGGUCCCUAGGCCUACCAAGACCUUCUGGAUUAGUCUUAUCACCUAUACCGAGCUGAUCAUCAUCAUCAAGUACAUCUUCCAAUUUCGAUUCAUCGAGUUCAACUCCCCGGACCAGGUGUCGGCCACGCUGGCAAAAACGCAUUGGCUACCUGUCAUCUUUGGCGUCGAGAAAACCGACAGCUACGCCAUUUGGGAUCUCAUUCAGCUGCUCUUCAUUUUCUUACAUCGCAGUUACCUCAAGAACUAUGGUCUCUGGCGUGAUGACACAGAAUUCAGGCAAGAUCUCAUUCAGGCCGGCGAGGCCAACAAAGUUAAUGUCAAAAAGGACACUCGACAGCAGCAACAAACUAGGGAGGAAGCGAUUGUUCCGAGUCACUCCAAAUCAUCAAGUUCACAAUGCACUUCAUCGGCGUCGUUGAAUCCAAUCACGAAGAUGCGUCGUUUCUACCUCAAAAUGACCGAUCCACGUUACAACCAGAAGGUCGAUGUCUAUGUGUACAUGUUUAUAUGUGAAUUUCUCUCCUUUUGGAUCAUCAUUUUUGGCUACCAAUCCUUCGGCCCAAGUACUGGAAUGGGCGAUAAUGCCUUCGAGUUCAUCAAAACUAAUCGCAUUCCCGGUCCCUUCAUUGGGAUGAUAAUAAUCCAAUCCCUGUUUAUUGUGGCUGACAGAGCGCUGUUUUUGAGGAAGCAAGUGUUGGGUAAAUUCAUCUUUCAAAUCCUCCACGUGAUCCUUAUUCACGUAUGGCUUUUCUUCAUCUUACCUCAAAUUACAAUGACGCCUUUCAAUGUUGGCUCAGCAAGAGCUCUUCUCUACCUGGUAAAGUGCAUAUACUUCGGUCUUUCCGCCUAUCAAAUUCGCAGUGGAUAUCCGCGGCAUAUUUUGGGGAACUUUUUGACGAAGAAUUACAACUACAUCAACCUAGUGCUGUUCAAAGCGUACUUGAUAAUGCCGUUUCUGUACGAGGUUCGCAGUGUAAUGGAUUGGAUGUGGACGGACAGUCCGCUCUCCCUUUACCAUUGGAUGGAGUUGGAGGACAUCUACGCGAAGGUGUUCGUAAUGAAGUGCUGGCGACGCUCCGAGAUUGAGUAUCCCACACCGCUGGGUCGGAAGCGUUCCAUUUGUGUCAAGUACAUUGUGGGCCUUCUUAUCCUCCUCUUCGCGUUUCUUUGCUUCUGGGGACCUCUCGUGGUUGCUUCCUUCAUUGACACCACCUACGCCAUCAAUGUCCCCAUUGAGUGCUCGCAAACGCUGGCUAUUGGUGGAUUCCCUGCGCUGUACGACUUCACUUCUCGCGAGAACAAUCUCCUCCACGUGAACGAUUCCUUUUUGUCCGAGAUUCGUCAAUGCAACGCUUUGGAUCAGGGAACGACUGGAUUCGUGGACAACUUUAAGACAGAGGAUGUGAGCAACAUGACCUUUGAUACGACCUCAGGACGUGUGUGGCCAAUCACGCCCCCUUUGUAUCGUAAACUCAUGUCCGAGCUGGUGAAUGAGGACUCUCAGAUGACCAUAACUUUCCAUGUUGUCUGCAGACGACCGCCCCGUGCUAUUGACUCGAGUUCGACCCGCGUGGAACAGUACUUCAACCGUCCAUUAUCGCGAAAAGAACGGCUGGAGUUUAAUGAAGUUCUGAGUGAAAGCCUGACCACUUCUUCUAACAUGGCCACUUCAAAAUCCGCUCGACUAGAACUAGCUUUUCCACGCUUUCUGUUUGCUCAAAAGGACAAUCUUCGAAACGCAUCUGGCAAUCUCGCGCAAUUACACACCUUUGUCAAUGUCAGUGCAUCGUUGGGGAAGGACAGUCAAUCUGAACAACGAUGGUGGGUGCUUGAAGAGAUUGGGUUAGCUGGCGCGCCCUGUUACGGUACUAUCAAUAACCUAACCCAAGAUGACAUGACCUAUCACUCGCAAUCGCGGAGCUUUUCCAUCAUCAUCUUCAACGAGCGGGUCUCAGACAAUCUAUUAGGAAAGAUUUUUAGCUCCUACGGCAUUAUUGGUAUGUACGCAGCGUACAUAUUCUUCGCAAGUCGCCUGUUACGCAUGAUCUACAGUGACAUCUCCUACCAAAUAUCGCUGCAGGAGUUGCCACACGUGGAUAGGCUGUUGAAUCUCUGCCACGAUAUUUACCUGGUACGAGAGAAUGGGAAGCUUUAUCUAGAAGAACAACUGUUCGCCAAAUUGAUAUUCCUCUAUCGGUCGUCGGAGACUAUGAUCAAGUGGACGAGGCAUCCGAAAUGGCUGAUUGAUAAGUUUUCCAAGAAACCAGAUGAGGAGGAAGAGCGAUCAUUGGGAGACGAAGGCCGCCGAGCAACCACGAUGAUGAUAAUGAUGAAAGCCAGCAGACAGCUCCGCCACCAUCACAAUCAUUACCAUUGUUACGACAAGAAAACCAAGAUGGUGAUCGCGGACAUCGUAGACAGCGGCCACAGGGACAUCGAGGCACAUCACCAACGGUGGGAAUGA